AAUUAAACUAAUAAAUCCUACGGUACCCACCAAACGAUAACCAUAAUGAAGUAUAUGAAUUGUCUUGUAGCGAAAAUAUCGCAAGCAGCUCCACUAGUCACAUUAUCCACUUGCAUCCUCAUAUCGUUAUAUACCCUUGCAGGCAAAGCCAAUAAUGAUAUGUGGGCCCUCGCACCCCCUGAAAGCAGUCAAAAAAACCAAUAAAGUGUGGAAUGGUUCUGGAAAAUGGCAAUUAGAAAUCCUAGGAAGAGAUAAUUUUUUCACAAAUUAACUGGAAGAAAGCAUGAGCAUGGUUUUCAGUCCAUUUUUGCUACCCAAUUUCAGUCCUUUGUCCACGGCUAGUGCUAAACACAUAGAUUCUUCUUCUCUACCCUCUUUCAGUUUCUUGCAGCUCUACAAAACUAACAGCAACAAGAGAGAAUUCCCAGUUGCAAAAGUGGCUUCAAUCCCAUACCAACCCAUCAAUGUGGACUACUUGGAAGAAGAGUUCAGUGGCCAUGGAGUGAUAUUCAAAGGAAUUGGUGACAGCUGUGUGGCCAAGAUGGAACUGGAGAAUGGUAGUAAAGCCAUCAUGAUGCUGCCAAGCGGCUUAAUCACUUCCUACAAGGCUUCCAUGUGGCACGGCGGCACGGUUGAAUUGCUGCAGGCUUCAGUCUCUGAGUCAGAGGAGAAGAAUGAAUCUGCUGCAGCUGCUGCUGGUGUUGCCAUUCAAGGAGGGGUGUCUUUAGCCUUUGAUUGUGUAAGUGAGGAUGAACAAGUUUCAUGGUCUCCAACUAAUUGGGCUCUUCAUGACAUUAGAGGAAAUCCUCAGCAAGAGAUUCAGGUACAACUGAUUAGCACUGAUUCAGAGGACAAGGUUGAAAUCAAAUACAUUAUCACCCUGAAAGAAGACGUCUUGGUCUCAGAGCUUGUGAUCUCUAACUCUAAAUCUUCAUCCCUCCAACUAACUGGGUCUAUUUUAAGUCAUCUGACAGUGAGCUCACCAGAUGCAACUUAUGCAGUUGGUUUGGAAAGAUCAGAUUUCUUUAGCAGGUUGCCCAUUUUGUCAAGUUUCGGGAUAAUCCCUCCCGACUUUGGCCUAAAAAAUGAAUCUCAGAUCAGCAAACUAUGGCAGCAAAUUUCACAAAAAGCAUUUAUGCCUGGCUGGGGUCCAAAGACUCAAAACGAUGAUGGCAAUGAAGCAGAUAGAAACCAAAGAGAAAAUGAAGAAGAAAUGGAGGGUGAAGAAGAUGACAACUACAAGCAUUUAAGAGACCAAAUGAGUCGAAUAUACACCAGCGCGCCUACCGACUUCACAAUCAUUGACAGGGGUAGAAGAAACUCUGUCAUAGUCGGAAGAGAUGGGUUUGAUGAACUAUACAUGUUCAGUCCUGGCUCAAGUCAUGAAGACUAUGGCAAGUAUUCUUAUAUAUGCAUCGGCCAAUCGGCGGUUCUCAAGCCAGUAAUCGUGGGUCCUAAUGAAUCAUGGAGGGGUGGACAGCGCUUAUACAACCCAAAUCUUUAAGUUUUCAUAGCAUGACUCUGCUCUCAUCUCUUAAGCCUUGGUGUAACAACAGACAGAAUAUAACUUUCAUGUUAUGAGAUUGUGUACAGAAGAUAAAGCAGCUCUUGAUUAUGUUGAUGCGAAAUUGUUCCAA
Prunus avium (sweet cherry) is the source of this 1637-nucleotide messenger RNA. It is a transcript of the gene NDF5, whose product is annotated as NDH-dependent cyclic electron flow 5. Lineage: Eukaryota; Viridiplantae; Streptophyta; Magnoliopsida; Rosales; Rosaceae. Gene Ontology annotation, molecular function: glucose-6-phosphate 1-epimerase activity; carbohydrate binding. Gene Ontology annotation, biological process: carbohydrate metabolic process. The record is from RefSeq and is a predicted model, not a curated record. Gene Ontology annotation, cellular component: cytoplasm.